Molecule: messenger RNA, 2565 nt
Organism: Lacerta agilis (Sand lizard)
Lineage: Eukaryota; Metazoa; Chordata; Lepidosauria; Squamata; Lacertidae
Product: tropomodulin-3-like
Exons: 10
Coding region: 80-1159 (359 amino acids)
Biological process (GO): muscle contraction; myofibril assembly; pointed-end actin filament capping
Cellular component (GO): striated muscle thin filament; myofibril
Molecular function (GO): tropomyosin binding
Source: RefSeq, a predicted model, not a curated record
UCCGGUUAAAAAGAAACCCCAGGUUGACAGCCUUGCUGUACACCUCACAAAGCUGCUUGCCCCCUCGCGAGCUGAAGUGAUGGCUCUCCCCUUCCGAAAAGACUUGGACAAAUACAAGGACCUCGAUGAGGAUGAAAUCCUGGGCAAGUUAACGGAAGAAGAGUUGAAACAACUGGAAACCGUCCUGGAUGAUCUCGAUCCAGAGAAUGCACUGUUGCCCGCAGGGUUCCGGCAAAAGGACCAGACUUCCAAAAAGCCCUCCGGUGCUUUCGACAGAGAGAAACUUCUUUCGUAUCUGGAGAAGCAAGCGCUGGAGCAUAAAGACGUUGAGGAUUGCGUCCCGUUCACGGGAGAAAAGAAAGGGAAAGUAUUUAUCCCAAAGCCAAAGCCAGUACAGUCUUACGCAGAAGAAAAAGUGAGUCUUGAUCCUGAACUGGAGGAAGCAUUGACAAGUGCUACAGACACUGAACUAUGUGACAUUGCAGCUAUCCUGGGAAUGCACAACUUGAUAACCAACUCUCAGUUUUGCGAUAUUGUGGGAAGUAGCAAUGGAGUCGCCAAUGAAAGCUUUUCAAAUGUGGUCAAAGGUGAAAAGAUCAUGCCCGUCUUCAACGAGCCACCAAAUCCCACAAACGUAGAGGAGAGUUUGCAAAGGAUUAAAGACAACGAUUCGCGACUUGUUGAAGUCAACUUGAACAACAUAAAGAACAUUCCCAUUCCAACACUGAAAGAAUUUGCCAAGGCGUUGGAAACAAACACUUACGUGAAGAGCUUCAGCCUUGCAGCUACUCGGAGCAACGACCCUGUUGCUGUCGCUCUUGCCGACAUGUUGAGGGUGAACAAAACACUGAAGAGUCUAAACAUUGAAUCCAACUUCGUCACCGGUGUGGGCAUAUUGGCAUUGGUUGAAGCACUCAAGGAGAACGAAACCCUGAGCGAAAUAAAGAUCGAUAACCAGAGGCAGCAGUUGGGGACCCCUGUAGAAACGGAGAUUGUGAAGAUGCUCGAGGAGAACACAAAGAUCCUCAAGUUCGGAUAUCACUUCACACAACAGGGACCGCGAGCCAGAGGUGCGGAUGCAAUUACGAAAAACAACGAUUUGGUCUGGCGUAUAGGAGUAAAAAUGCCAUCAAAUGCCCUUUCAUCUCUUCAGCCCUGAAGCUUCUGAGACAGUUCGCAAAAGAAGAGUAGAAGGAGACCAUCAGUAAACCUUACCGACUGCCAGAUGUGUGUGGCAUGGAGAAUUUGGAGCUCCUCCAGGUGCAUCGGCUUAGAUGGUUUCUUCGGCAACCUCAAGAUUACUUCUUACCUGGGUAGAAGGGAAAAGACUGGAAUCGCCAUUCCUCCUGUUGUCGGGUGUUCUGUUUUUGUGUGUCUGUGUUGUAAAUGUAUAUUUGUAUGCGUGCUAUCCAACACAUGUAUGUUCAAAGCCUUGUAACUACAUCUGCCCAAGAUCAGUUCUUGAACAGCCUUUCAUUUCAGAACUUGGGUGUGUGUCUUCCACAAAGAUAAGUACCAAUUCUAGCAUCUGCGGAGUAUCUGUAUGACAUGCAGUCAAGGAUCAGCAGGUAGUUUUAAAUCUGCAGGGAGCAAGUUUUCAGGCAGGAAGCCCAGAGUCCUUAUUUAAAAUACGGACUCCAUAUUUUUAGAAAACAAAUGUUUCGGGUGGGGGUGGGGGAGAGACCCUUCCAAGAUAAAGCAAAGGACUUUGACCACUUACUUCAACUUUGUAUGGGAUGCGGAUGAAUUGCUGCUGCCGCAGUUACUCCUCCGGUUGUUAACGUGCUUUGACCAUGUAGAAUGCUUUCUUGAGAAGGAGAUUUAAGCUUGAAACUUCUUUUUAUAAGAGAUUAUUAUCCCACUUUUAAGGGCUGCUUCUACUCUUUUACCUCAUUGGAGGUAAGUGAAGCCGACAGAAAUGGAGAUUGGUAUUUUAAGCCCACGGCCUUUGCAAUAUCUGGUUGGCUUCCUUUUCUGUCAACUUACAGAACAUGACAUUUCGGCACCUUUGUUCCGUUAUGUCUGAACUGGAUGUAUUUAUAGACCUUUUGGUGUUUUUGUUUCAUCCGCAUCGUGUUGAGUUAUAUUCCUUGGACUCUUCAGUGGCAGCAUGCCAAACCUACACAAACGGCUUCUGAGUCAUAGCACAGCAUCAAGUAGCAGUCCGCUGGUAUGCUGUUUUGUGUAGGUCAAAACACAUGGCAACCAAGUUUUAUGCUUUCGGCUGUGAGUUCUGACCAAUGUGACAUGGCACGUUUUUAGAAACUUCAGGCUUUCUGUACUUACCAGCACCCACAGACAGCUGUUGCGGCCUUGCAGCCACUGAGCACCUCAACAGGGCCCACUUUCACCGAUGCCUCUCAUGGGCCACCAUUUUAAAUUACCCACAAUGCCCCUGGGCAGCCAACAGAGCAUCACUUGGGCAUUGUGAGGAAUUAAAAUGGCUCCCAGUUGGGUGUCACUACUUUUAGUUUCCCACGAUGCUCUGGGCCAAUACAUUGACUGCUCUGAGAUGCUGUGGGGAUUUUUGAAUGGAGGCUUCUCAGUUGUCCAACCUUGCCACUA